This is a messenger RNA of Peromyscus californicus insignis, 1008 nucleotides long. Its product is annotated as olfactory receptor 52D1-like. Gene Ontology annotation, molecular function: olfactory receptor activity; G protein-coupled receptor activity. Lineage: Eukaryota; Metazoa; Chordata; Mammalia; Rodentia; Cricetidae. Gene Ontology annotation, biological process: G protein-coupled receptor signaling pathway. The record is from RefSeq and is a predicted model, not a curated record. Gene Ontology annotation, cellular component: membrane. The coding region runs from base 1 to 1008 and encodes 335 amino acids. The transcript has a single exon.
AUGGAGCUGGAUCCUGCGCUGCUCAACCUCAAUCAGACACUUUCUGGGCCUGGGCCCUUUGUCCUGCUGGGUGUGCCAGGACUGGAGCGCCUGCAUGCCUGGCUUUCUGUGCCUGUGUGCCUGCUGUAUCUGGCAUCUUUGGUAGGGAAUACACUUCUUCUGGGGCUGGUAGCAGUGGACAAAACCCUCCGGGCUCCCAUGUACCAGCUUCUGGGGCUUCUGGCAGCUGCUGACUUGAUUCUGGCCACAUCCACAGUGCCUAAAGCUCUAGCUGUGCUCUGGGGCUUGUCAGAUGAAAUCUCCUUCGGGGGCUGCUUAGCUCAGCUCUUUGUUGCUCAUGUGGCCUUCAUUGCUGAGUCCUCAGUGCUGCUGGCCAUGGCAGUGGACCGCUAUGUGGCCAUCUGCCAGCCUCUACGCUAUGGGGCUUUGCUGAGCCAGCGUGUGGUGGGUAUAGUGGCUGUAGCAGCUGUGACUCGUGGUGCCUGUGUCAUGGUGCCCCCUGUGGUCCUUCUCCAGAGACUCCCUUACUGUGGACAUCGGGCCUUGCCUCACACAUACUGCGAGCAUAUGGGUGUGGCUCGUCUAGCAUGUGGUGACACACGUCCCAACAUCUGGUAUGGACUGGCUACCACACUGCUCUCUCCAGCCCUGGACCUAGGGCUCAUAGGUGCUUCCUAUGCCCUCAUACUCCAUGCUGUCUGUCGCAUGCCAUCUCCUGGUGCCCGCCACAAGACCUUGGGUACAUGUGGGUCCCAUGCUGGUGUCAUUAUUCUCUUCUACACACCUGCUCUCUUUUCCUUCCUGGCUCACCGAUUUGGCCACCACACAGUUCCUGGCCACAUCCAUAUUUUAUUGGCGAAUCUCUAUGUGGUAGUUCCUCCAGCACUUAAUCCUGUGGUCUAUGGAGUGCGCACAAAGCAGAUCACUCAGAGGCUUAGGCAUUUGCUUCAAAGAGUUAGAAAGGUGGGCACUGACAGUCGAACCAUCCCACAUGCUUUAUCUGUGUGA